This is a messenger RNA of Penicillium canariense, 1845 nucleotides long. RefSeq names its product ENTH domain protein. Gene Ontology annotation, cellular component: clathrin-coated pit; clathrin-coated vesicle. Bases 1 to 1845 code for a protein of 614 amino acids. Gene Ontology annotation, biological process: clathrin-dependent endocytosis; vesicle budding from membrane; clathrin coat assembly. The transcript is spliced from 5 exons. The record is from RefSeq and is a predicted model, not a curated record. Gene Ontology annotation, molecular function: phosphatidylinositol-4,5-bisphosphate binding; 1-phosphatidylinositol binding; clathrin heavy chain binding. Lineage: Eukaryota; Fungi; Ascomycota; Eurotiomycetes; Eurotiales; Aspergillaceae.
AUGAAGAUGACCAACUUUGAGAAGUCGGUAAAGGGCGCCACCAAGCUCAAGCUCGCGGCCCCUAAAUCUAAAUACGUUGAAACGAUCCUGGUGGCGACUCAUACAGGCGAAGCGGGCGUCGCAGAGAUCUUCCGAACACUCCAGCACAGACUUCGUGAUUCCGCAUGGACGAUCGUGUUUAAGGCGCUCAUCAUCGUUCAUCUUAUGAUUCGGGAGGGCCAGCAGGAUGCAGCUCUGUCGUAUCUCUCGGACAACCCCAGGAAGAUCGCGCCUAGUAACUUCUCAGAAGCACAAUCACAGGGACAUAAUAUCCGGCGGUAUGCGGAGUAUCUUAUUACGCGCGCCAAAGCGUUCGGCGCCACUCAGACCGACUACGUACGAAGCGGACCCGGUCGCCUGAAGCGACUGAGCGUGGACAAAGGUCUUCUGAGAGAAACAGAAGUUGUACAGAAGCAGAUCCGUGCGUUGUUGCGAUGUGACCUAUUGACGGAUGAGCCUGAGAACGAGAUCAGUUUGACCGCAUUCCGCCUCCUCACACUCGACCUCUUGACGCUGUACUCGGUUAUGAACGAGGGUACAAUCAAUGUCUUGGAACAUUAUUUCGAAAUGUCAAGACCGGAUAGUGAACGAGCCUUGGCAAUCUACAAGAUGUUUACAAAACAGACGGAGGAAGUGGUACAGUUCUUGGGAGUUGCACGGCACUUUCAGUCUGCCACUCGUUUAGAAAUCCCGAAGCUCAAGCAUGCUUCCACCGACUUGGCGCGCCUUCUUGAGGAUGACUUGAAUGAUCCAGACUUUGACCUUCGCCGGCGAGAAUACUUGGCCGGGAAAGGGAUAAAGAAAGACGGACGUGCGCCGCCCUCUGCUGCGGAGGCCUCCUUCAGCAGUCAACCUAAGCGCAUGCCAAACCCGCCCAAGCAGCCCGAAACACAGAAACCACCCCCUACGGAUCUGAUUGAUUUCUUUGAUUCCAUCGAACAGAACCAACAGCCGAUGGCCCAGUCCACCGGAAUGCAGUAUCAGCAAACAGGCUUCCAGCAGCACCCGCAACAGCAGCCACAACAGGCAUUCUUCCCCCAGCAAACCGGUUUUCCGCAGCAGCCUCAAGCCACCGGUUACGGCCAGCAGAGUUCAUAUGGCCAGGCCUUCCCUCAGCAAAACACUGGCAACCCAUAUGGUCCGCAGCAAGUACAGCAGCAGCCGCAACCGCUCCAGGCGAUGCCCACUGGUGCUGGGUUUGGCGGAUAUACGGCACAGCCACAAUCCUACGGAUAUCAAUCACAGCUGGCUCCUAUUCCCCAUAACGAGGUUCCUUCGUUUCCCCAACAGCAGCAACAACAGCCGCAACAGCCACCGGCCUUGCAGGCGCAGCACACUGGAACCAAUCCGUUCCGGCAAUCUAUGAUGUUGCAUAAUCCCACUGGAGGUGUACUUCCCGCCCCUGCUAGCCCCCUGCAACGGCAAAACACAAAUCCAUUCGCCAAGCGCCUUUCUAUGGCGCAGCCUAACUAUAACCCGGGAGCUCCCGAUCCCGUUCCUCAGCUUCCUCAAGUCCCCCAGAUUCCCCAAGCGCCAGCGCAGCCACAAGCACUCCAGCCCCAGCGGACGGGGACCAACCCUUUUGCUCGGAGCUCCUCCGUCCCACCUCCCCAGAACGCGAGUCUGCAACCUUCAGCGGCUCCUCUGCGACCCAACCCCACUGGAAGCACCAAUCCCUUCCGCCAGAGUCAGUUUAUCAACCAGCAGACGGGGCAAGGGUGGCAAGCCACUGGGCAGAAUGGCACAAUGGGCGGGCUAGAACAGAUGGACACGGUUCCCAUCUUUCCGCGACCAGGCAUGACGUAG